Molecule: messenger RNA, 5499 nt
Organism: Mus caroli (Ryukyu mouse)
Lineage: Eukaryota; Metazoa; Chordata; Mammalia; Rodentia; Muridae
Gene: Trim25
Product: tripartite motif containing 25
Molecular function (GO): protein binding
Source: RefSeq, a predicted model, not a curated record
UCGCCUCUUCUUAAGUACCGCGCGGUAGGGUGCGCACUUGUCCCUGCGCGUCACGUCGGGUGAGCCCACGAGCGCGAUGGCGGAGCUGAAUCCUCUGGCCGAGGAGCUGUCGUGCUCCGUCUGCCUGGAGCUCUUCAAGGAACCUGUCACCACCCCGUGCGGCCACAACUUCUGCAUGUCAUGCCUGGAUGAGACGUGGGUCGUCCAGGGCCCGCCGUACCGGUGCCCGCAGUGUCGCAAAGUGUACCAGGUGCGCCCGCAGCUGCAAAAGAACACGGUAAUGUGUGCCGUGGUGGAGCAGUUCCUGCAAGCCGAGCAGGCGCGGACCCCGGUGGACGACUGGACGCCCCCUGCCCGCUCCGCUGCCUCCAGCGCAGCCACCCAGGUGGCCUGCGACCACUGCCUGACGGAGAUCGCAGUGAAGACGUGCCUCGUGUGCAUGGCCUCUUUCUGCCAGGAGCACUUGAGGCCUCACUUCGACAGUCCGGCCUUCCAGGAUCACCCCCUGCAGCCGCCCAUCCGUGACCUUCUGCGCCGCAAAUGUACCCAGCACAACCGCCUUCGGGAACUGUUUUGUCCCGAGCAUGGCGAGUGCAUCUGCCAUAUCUGCUUGGUAGAGCACAAGACCUGCUCCCCUACGCCCCUAAACCAAGCCAGCAAGGACCUGGAGUGCAAACUGAGGAAUAAACUCGCUAUCAUGCACAGCCACAUCAAUGGGGCAACCAAAGCAUUGGAGGAUGUGAGAUCCAAGCAGCAGAGUGUGCAGGAUUCUAUGAAGAGGAAGAUGGAACAGCUGAGACAGGAGUAUAUGGAAAUGAAGGCUGUCAUCAAUGCAGCAGAGACCAGCUCCUUGCUCAAGUUGAAGGAGGAGGAGAAGAGAGUCUAUGGAAAAUUCGACACCAUCUACCACGUUCUUGUCAAGAAGAAGACUGAGAUGCAGAAACUGAAGGCAGAGGUUGAGCUCAUCCUGGACAAAGGGGAUGAGUUUGAGUUUCUGGAGAAAGCUGCAAAAUUGCAAGGAGAGUCAACAAAACCAGUCUACAUCCCUAAGAUAGAUCUGGAUCAUGAUUUGAUAAAGGGAAUCUACCAGGGUGCGAUGGACCUCAAGAGUGAGCUGAAGCACUCCAUUAAGAAGCUACAGGAGAAGAAGGCUGAGGAGCACAAUGGCUCAGGUAACAAGGGAGACCAGACAGAGUCCACUUUUAAACCCGUACACCCUUCGAAGAAGACCACUCAAGACAAGAAGACCAAGAAAACCCCUGUUGCUCCCAGCCCUCCAUCCCACUUCUCAUCCAGCAAGUUGCCCACCUUUGGAGCUCCUGGCCAAUCACUGGAUUUGAAAGCAACUUCCCCUGAUGCCGCACCCAAAGCCAGUGCUGCACAGCCAAGCUCUGUAGGAGUCAAGGCUAAGGUGCUAGAAAACUUCUUAACCAAGUCCAGAACGGAGCUUCUGGAGUAUUUCGUGAAAGUCAUCUUCGAUUACAAUACCGCCCACAACAAAGUGUCUCUGUCAGACAACUACACCACCGCCUCUGUGUCCAACGGGCUCCAGCACUACCGGACCCAUCCCCAGAGGUUCACCUACUGCUCUCAGGUCCUGGGGCUGCACUGCUACAAGAAAGGCAUUCACUACUGGGAGGUGGAACUCCAGAAGAACAACUUCUGCGGUGUAGGCGUCUGCUACGGCAGCAUGGAACGGCAGGGCCCCGAGAGCCGGCUGGGCCGCAACCCCAACUCAUGGUGUGUGGAGUGGUUCAAUAACAAGAUCUCCGCCUGGCACAACAACGUGGAGAAGACUCUGCCCUCCACCAAGGCCACUCGAGUUGGCGUGCUGCUCAACUGUGACCACGGCUUUGUCAUUUUCUUUGCGGUCACCGAAAAGGUGCACCUGAUGUAUAAAUUCAAGGUGGACUUCACUGAAGCUCUGUACCCAGCCUUCUGGGUGUUCUCAGUGGGUACCACCCUCUCUAUCUGUUCCAAGUAGCCAGGUCCCUAGGCUAGCCACAGACACUUGGGCUUGCUGGGAAACAUCCAAGACUGGAGGGAACUCUGAACUUCUGAGUCCCUGUCAGAUAAGAGAUUGGGAGGGGAGCUGGGGAAGGGGUGGGAAGAAUCAAAGGGGGCGGGGUUAGGCUCAGAAAGGGGUGGGGCGAUUGUCUUGUGGGUGGAGAAGCAUAUCUACCUCCUCAUGCCCCGGAGGGCAGGGUGACCUCCUGCCAGUGUUCUGGGAAAUCUCCAGGCUGCAAGUUACUUGAGCCUCAAAGAGCGAAAUUAUUAGUGUUCCUGUUCUCUUACAGAAAAAUCUAUAGCUAUUAGUUAUGUUCUUUCUCAGGUGACAGAUGUCCACCCUCUUCUACUCUCUGGGGUAGCCUUCAGAUCUUUGUGUUUUGAUUAUGACCUAGAUUUUUUUUUUUUUAAGCCAGCUGUAGUGGUGCAUGCAUUUAAUCCGAGAGCCUUUGGGAAAUAGAAGCAGACACAUCUUGAUGAGUUCGAGGACAGCCUGAUGUAUAUAGUGGGUUUUAGAACAGAUUGUCUCUGAAAAACAAACAAAAAUCCAGUUUUUGAGUUCUGUAUAUAUAUAUAUGUAUAUAUAUAUUAUCUCUUUGGUGCUGGGGUCUGAAUCUAUGGCCUUUACCCCUGAGCUGCAUCCCUACUCUGAAUUUCCAUAUAACCCUUCCCCCACAAGGAACCUUUUGUAGAUAAGGCUGCAGCCUGUGUUGAUUUGUGUCAAGGUAACCCAGACCUGGUUGAGACGGAAGUCUUUCCCUCUUCAAGGGCCAUGGAAUUAGAGGCCUUUCGUCCCAUAGCCUAGGCUGGGGGUGGGGGUUGGGGAGCAGAACCCUGGCUGGAUUGUGGGAGCCUUGAUGGCUUUGCUCUUACUGUUAUCUUGCCUUGACAGCUGUUCCCAACAGUAAUGUCCCCCUCCUCUGGAUUGUAGAUACUGGGCUGAUGGCUAUAAAUGCCGCCAUUUGCCUUUUGUGGCUUCUGUCACAGUUAAGUGGACAGCCACACCACAUUCCCAAAGCCUACCGUCAUGGAGACUGGAGGUGUGUGGUUGCUUCAGGAACCUUGCUAGAUCACCUAUUGGUGGACGGCCUAUGGCCUGAAGCGUCCUAAAAGAGAUGCGCGGGAGAUAGCUGGAUUCCUGUUUAUCUCUAGCCACAGAUUACAGGCCCAGUGAUGAGUCAGACCCAUCACCUGCCCUGACCCUUUCUGCUCUCUUCCUCAUUUUUGAGCCAAUUCCAGAUGCUCAUGUAGACCAAACUACAGGUUAGGAAGACUUUGAAGAAUGAGGAAACAAUAAAUAAAUAACAAGGAGAGUCCAGGCAGUGGCUGUUUUCUCUGCUGUCUUUCACACAGUGAAAAUCGCCCAGGCCAUAAAGGGCAGGGAUGGAUGACUGACUGGGAUCUCCCUACCUCCUGUCGUGAUGUCAAAUCCAGAAGAUGUGAGGAUUUGACCUCUUGUGACAGGAGUCCAGCUCUCUCUUUCCUAAGUGGGGAGCUCCUGCUUGUAAGCAUUCUUAUGAAGUGAGGUCACCAUAGGGAAGGUAGGCCCUAGACCUUUUCAUUUGAUGGAUAUUUGAGAACACAUCUCAGGUCUUUAUGGAAUUCCAGGCUCUUACUAUUGGCAUUCCCGACAGACGUGUGAUCUGUGUCUUCUCCCAGAGGGAUAUUCUAUUCCCUUUAAGCAUCUUGGCAGGGAACAUGUCCCUGUAGAUGGUAUGUGGGCUUUGAAAGGUUUCUUCCUUUCCCACACAAAUUCUUGGCGAUGCUUCUUCAACUUUGAAGAUGCCCAAAAAGCUUCUUUGCGGCCUUGUUUUGAGCCUUGUUUGAGGCCAGAUCAGACUUGGGAAACAACUAGGUUCAGAGAAGUGGAACGCCAAGGAUUAACUCAGGAGUCCUGCCAUGGGCUCUUCUGCAGAAAAGGAGCGGGACAGUCAGGACUCUUUCCCAGGCAGUGUGCAGCUCAGGCUAGGAAGGCAUGUGUCCCUCUGUUGAUGAGAGAGCCAAGCAGGCAACCAAAGCCCAGAGCUGUGCAAGAUGCUUUGGAGUUGUGAGUGGAGGGGUGUGCCCUUGCUGUCUGGUACUUUUCUGUUUGCAGUGGUAAGACCUUACCUUAACCAUAAGCAUUUCUGGGUAGGUGGACUAAGAGUUCAUCAGAGUGCCCAUCUCACUUAGCUCUUUGCAGAGUCAGGCAGGUGGGAAGGUGGGGGAUGGCUCUGCUCAAAUCCUCUUGUCAUUCCAACAUGGAAGAGACUCCUAACGUGGGUGACAAGAAAACCCCAGGGCCCUGUAGACAUUACAGAAAUUUCCAGAAAUGUUGAUGUAAAAUCCUGUCCGUUGAUCAAGGUACCGGGGACUGUCUCAGUCACUCUGGUGUGAUAAACUAAAGGUGGAAUCUUUGUAUUUUUCUGAUCACGCAGAAAUUGAUUUUUUUUUUUACCUAUUACUAAUAGCGAUAUUUUAUAUUUUAUACUAUUGAUUUUUAAUUGAUAAUUAAUUACUAAUGUUUCCACUCUGACGUCUUGAACUUAGUGUUUUUAGAGGUAACUCAUCAUUAAGAUAAUCAUUCAUUGUACAGGGCAAGGCUGGCUGCUGUACCUUACUUUGUAUGCAAACAGCGUCCACCAUCCUCUCUGGAUUGAGGUGUGGGUGAAAGAUGUCACUCAAGCUGAAAUCCACUGUCGAGGUACCCACCCCCUAAGAGCUACUGCCCAGGGCCUCUGGGUGCUCAGGCCCUGCUCCAAAAGCCCGCCGUAGCGUAGCUUGGAUCACAUGAAACUGGAUAAAGAACACUCAAGAGAGAAUGUGUGGACUUAGCUUCAAGACAGUGCCGGGGUGGGACACUGAUAAGGGGUAAGCCUACUUGAGUAACCAGCAAACUGCGGUGGGAACCCACAGCUUGCUUGCAUAUUUUUCUUGCGGUUGCAUAGACUUGACCAUUUCUAUCAUAAGUUAAAUAGUGAAAUGGAAAAGUCUUGACCAUAGAUAAACCCUAUUCAUGAUCUCUACAUAGGACUCUUUGGCUGUUAAAGAAUUAGGCAUGCCUUUGUCGCUGGCUUGUGUGUUUGUGUGUGUGCGUGCGUGUGUUCAUUUGCGUGAGUGCGUGUUUAAUUUCCUGACAGGAUGGAGUGCCAUUGUUAUUUGUCUGCCUUGUGCCUGACACAGCGGAAUUUAUGUCAAGAGAUGACCCAGGAUGGUAGCUAGCCACUACCAGCCUGGUGAUUGAUUACAGGGUUAAGGGGUUGAGGUCAGCCCAAGACCUCUGUGAAUCCUGCCUACAGAUAAUGGUUCAAUUCCAGCCCCAGUUGAGACCUAGUGCAAUUUCCGUGCACUAGGAACACGUAGCUGUGCUUUAGGCUGAUGCACUCGUGUCCUGUGAUGGCAGGACAGGGAGGCUGUGUGCUCGAGACCCAUCUAGACCUUGCCCUGUUUGUGUCUUUAUUUGACUGCUUCUGAUUCUUUUUCUUUUGAAUAAAGUUUAAAUCAUAAAUGCGA